This is a messenger RNA of Syzygium oleosum, 1828 nucleotides long. RefSeq lists its product as uncharacterized. The coding region runs from base 272 to 1576 and encodes 434 amino acids. The record is from RefSeq and is a predicted model, not a curated record. Lineage: Eukaryota; Viridiplantae; Streptophyta; Magnoliopsida; Myrtales; Myrtaceae. The transcript has 4 exons.
AUAAACAAAUGGAGACUUCUCGGAACACAGAGAGAGAGAGACAGAUGAGACGUUGCUUUACGUAUGACCCAACAACAAGUGGCAGUCACAGGUUUGCCAGGGGAUCGCCUUUCAGCUAGCUUUUAUCUGUUUCACAUGGAAAACCCACCGCCACCCUCUGAUCCAAACUCUAAAUGCUUCAGUUCAUCAUCGUCUCGUCAUUACAAAGAUCCAGGAUCGACCCUGAACCGAGAACCGAUCAUUCCGCCAGUCUCAUGAAGCCUUCCCCACCAUGGAAGAUGAAAGACGACAAGCGUUCGUGCCGAGAAGCAAGCCGAUCUCGAGCUAUCUGUACCGGUCGUCGUCCGAGCCCGUCGAGCUGAACGGUUUCACUUCCUGCUUCAAGUGGGUGUGCGUCGAUCAGUCCAAUCUGUGGUGGGCCGGGCUGUCGUGGUCGGUCUUCUUCCUCUUCACCGUCGCUGUCCCGUUGGCCUCGCAUUUCUUGCUCCAGUGCUCGAGCUGCGAUGCGAACCACCAGCGGCCUUAUCACGUGCCGGUGCAGAUAUCGCUCUCCGUGUUUGCGGCGAUAUCUUUCGUCUGCCUAUCGCGGUGGUCUCGUAAGUACGGGAUCAGGAAGUUCUUGUUCUUAGAUAAAUUGUGCGACUCGAGUGAGAAUGUUCGUCGCGGAUACUCGCAGCACCUUCAGAGAUCAGUCAAGCUAUGGUCAUGGUUUGUUGUCCCGUGUUUUGCUGUCGAGGCGGCCUACAAGCUCUGGUGGUACAUCUCCGGAUCCACCGACAUUCCUUAUUAUGGCAAUCUCUACGUGAGCGACACGAUCGCUUGCACGUUGGAGCUGCUCUCGUGGCUCUACCGGACCUCGAUUUUCAUCCUCGUGUGCGUCCUCUACCGGCUGGUUUGCUACCUGCAAAUCCUCAGACUGGAGGACUUUGGGCAAGUCUUGCAGAAGGAAACCGAGGUGGUGUCAAUUUUGAAGGAGCAUAUCCGGUUCAGGAGGACUCUCAGGAUCAUAAGCCACCGCUUCCGAGCAUUCCUUCUCUUGUCCCUCAUAUUGAUCACGGCGAGCCAGUUCAUUUCCGUGCUCAUGAUCACCCGUUCCGGCGCUCACGCGAAUAUCUUCAAAGCCGGGGAGCUUUCACUAUGUUCGAUGAGCCUGCUCACGGGCCUCUUCAUAUGCCUGCGCAGCGCGACGAAGGUCACGCACAAAGCACAGUCCAUCACCGGACUUGCGGCAAAGUGGCACAUCUGUGCGACGAUUAACUCGUUUGACGAGAACGAUGGUGAGACGCCCACAGCUCAGGUCGCUUCCACCCAUGUUUUCCCCGUGGAUGCAGAGUGGGAGUCCGAAGAAGAAGAAGGAGACGGUGACGAUGAUCUCAACAAUGCCAAAAUAAUGCCGAUUUACGCGCACACCAUCUCAUUCCACAAAAGGCAAGCUUUAGUGACAUACCUAGAGAACAACAAAGCCGGAAUUACAGUUUACGGCUUUAUGCUCGACAGGAGUUACCUUCACACCAUAUUUGGGAUUGAAUUCGCUCUUUUCCUAUGGUUGCUGAAUAAGACAAUCGGUAUUUCGUAAUCUUGCUGGAAAACAAAGGAGUUGGAGAAUGUUAUAGUCGCACUCAAUCCACAUUCUAUAUUUUGGUCCGGUCCGGGAUGUAUAGUGUACAGGGUCAUGAGAGUUCUUAUGAUAUACAGCUUUCAGGAAUGCGUUUUUUCUGCAGAAAGUAAAGUCAAUUCUCUUUUGCACCACAACGCUCGUUGUGUUAUACAAAUUGAAGAAAAAUGAUAAUGCCAUUCAGUGUAAAGUUAUUUCUCUUUCCAUAUAUAA